GGAGCCUCCUACCACCAGCCGUGCCACCGUACUCACCUUAUCGGUAUGUUAUUUUUAAUUUAAUAAUUAUUAGUCUUAUUAUUCGUCUUGAUUGUAGCCCUAAAUACACGGCAUUCUGGUAAAAUGCCUCGUUCAUUUAACCCUAUAUUUCGUAGAGUAAGAUGACGCAAUUGAGCGUUACUCUACACUAUUAACGCAAACAAGCUUAGAACACGGAUCUCCCGCGUCACCGACGGAAACCUAUCCAAUAAGCCACUAUCAAUUUACUAGCAAAUAGCUAGCAUACUGAUUAAAAAAUUCCCACAUUGAAGAAUAUUUAGGAGCGGGAGGAUGGGAAUUAAAACAACCCUUCAUUAACUGUUUAACUUCGGGGUGUUGACCCAAAGAAAGACAAUCAACGGAAGGUAACGUACAGAGUUGGGGGGAGCGCGCUCUUUUCGAGAGCGCGCUCUGAGCGGCGCUCAGAGCGACGAGCGAAGUCGCUCAAACUGGAAAAACGUGAGAGGGAGCGCGAGCGAAGACCUCCUGAGCGGAAGCUCAAUGACUGCAACGCCAUCUAGCGGUCAAUAUUUAAAACUAAUUGGAUGACGGAAUAUUUCCAAAUAAUAUUCAUCAUCUCGUUCUGUGCUUGUGCCAAAUUGCCAAUAAACUGAAUCAAGUAAUUCAGAAGCAACCCAAACAGGCAUUUUAUUUAUCCAUGGCCUCCAAUCAGAGAAGUAACAAGACAGGUGAAAGAGAUUUUAAUGAAAUUGAAACAGACUGUAAUUCUCAAUCGUCUGAUCACUCUGAUGUCUCGCACACGUUGGUGAAUAAGGAAGUCGUGGAGAUGGAAGUCAUUGCUAGUGCUGAAACCCAUUGUACGAGUAAAAGAAUCCAACUACCAGCAAAUUACUUUACUUUUAUAGAAGAUGUGAAGAAAGGAAAGGGGUUCAAAGUCAAGUGCCUAUUGUGUCAUCAGUUUAAGACAAAGUAUGCCUCUAAUGGACAACCAGAGUACCUAUCAAUAACUAACAACUCUGCAUACAAUGCAAAAAGGCAUAUGAAGGUAAAACAUCCUGAGAGUCUUGCUUAUUUUGAACGAUGGUGUAAAGAGAAAAUCAAAGAUGGAAACAAUACUAAUGGUAAUGCUAGUAUUGCUGGUGCUGGAAAAGGGAAUGUCUUUCAAAGUAAGCUAGAUCAGCACUUGAGUUCCAGUGCUUCUAAAUCUAAGCCAAUAAAAACACAAAAACAGCUUGACGAUAUGAUACUGAAUCACAUCAUCUCAGAUCUUCUGCCGCUAAGUGAAAUUGAGAAAGAGGGAUAUAGAGAGCUCAUUGGUGGUUUAAUUGGCUCUCUUGUCAUUAAAAGUAGGCGUUCUAUGAUGGAACUGCUGAACAAGAAAUAUCAAUCCACCAAAGAUAAUUUGAUUGCCGAGCUUCAGAAAGCAGAGUACGUAUGUACGACUGCAGACUGCUGGACAGCUCAUAAGCGAAGCUUUUUGGGCAUGACGGCCCACUGGCAUUCAGAAGACAAAGAUUCGAAAGAAAUCGUACGUCGAAGUGCUUGCCUUGGAGUACGAAGGAUUUACGGAAGCCAUACUCAUGAUGUCAUUGCUAAGGCAAUUUCAGAUGUUCAUGCGGAAUUUCAGAUUUCCUACAAAGUUAACUGUACAAUUACCGAUAACGGCUCCAACUUUCUUAAAGCAUUCAAAAUGUUUUCAAGUGUAACACCCCAAGAUAAAGAUAAUUUUUCUCGAAGAUCCGAUGGUGAUGAAUAUGAAGAAGAUGAGUUUAAUGACGAAGAAGAUGAUGAGGAAGAUGUGGUUUAUAUUGAAAUCGGCGAAAUUCUAAAUCAUGGACAAAAUCAGCUGCAAAUGGAAUGUGAUGAAGAACACGAGCAAAACAUAUCAAUUCGAAAAGAAAAUAUAGGAGAGGACGAUGUUGACAGUGACAAUGAAGAAAGUCAGAUCCGUCUUCCACGUCACUUCCGCUGUACGUGUCACACUAUAAAUCUGAUAGCCACGACCGACGUUAAAAACAUCGUGAAUCAACGAUUUUCAAGAUUGAAGAAACAACUAGAUGCUAAACUAUCUUCCAUCUGGAAUAGACAAAGCCGUAGCUCAUUGGCGUCCGACCACAUUAAAAAGAUCAUGGGAGAACUGUUCGUGAUUCAUAAUGCUACACGCUGGAACUCUUAUUAUGAUGCAUUACGUAAAGUGCAACAUUUCGUGACUCACAAAUUUGAAGAACUUCAAAUGGUUUUUGAUCAUUUUAAAGUUAAAAGGAUGACAACAGCGGAAAUGGAUUUUCUCAAAGAAUUCAUAAAAGUGAUGAAACCAAUCUCUGAUGCCCUGGAUGUUUUCCAAAGUGAAUUAAAAAUGUCUGUUGGGUGCGUUUUGCCGGUUCUAACCCUUUUAAAAGAAAAACUCAUUGGUUUCCAAGAAGACAGGAGUUUUACUCAUUGCGUGCCUCUAAUCACUUGCUUGAUCGAUGGUGUUGAAAGAAGAUUUUGCAAGUCAUUUGUUGACGACUUUAUGCGUCUUGCAGCGAUCAGCGAUCCACACUUUAAGUUGACUUGGAGUCCUGAAGAAAAAAAAGCGUACGACACCGACCUCCUGAAGCGAGAAGUUAAAAGACGUGGGAAUGCUACACUUGAUAGAACUCAAAGCAGCCAUGACGAAGGAAGUUGCAGUGAUUUUUCGCCGCUGAAAGGAAAGAAACCGAAGAGAAAUAGAUUCUUGGAAGGAUUGAAAAAGAGGGCCUCGACCGAUGUUAGCGAAGUAGAACGCUACUUUAAUGACGGUGUCGGUGGUUCCCUGGAAGAUCUCCAUCGUUUCCCAACUAUAAAGCAAAUAUUUCUGGAAUACAACAGCGCACUGCCGUCGUCCGCCGCAUGCGAGCGGCUGUUUAGCACGGCAGGACUAAUUUUCGUUCCCAAACGUACAAACUUAAAGGACAGCACUUUUGACAAAUUAGUUUUUUUGAAAAAAAAACGGGAAUUCCAGUAAGAAGGAUUCAUCUUCUAAGUAAGUUGUAACUUGUAAUGCAGUUGUAGUGCCAAAAUGAAGAUGGAAAUAU
Messenger RNA from Daphnia magna, 3056 nucleotides. RefSeq lists its product as uncharacterized. Gene Ontology annotation, molecular function: protein dimerization activity. The coding region runs from base 698 to 2986 and encodes 762 amino acids. The record is from RefSeq and is a predicted model, not a curated record. The transcript is spliced from 6 exons. Lineage: Eukaryota; Metazoa; Arthropoda; Branchiopoda; Diplostraca; Daphniidae.